Molecule: messenger RNA, 11751 nt
Organism: Sardina pilchardus (European sardine)
Lineage: Eukaryota; Metazoa; Chordata; Actinopteri; Clupeiformes; Clupeidae
Gene: ncor2
Product: nuclear receptor corepressor 2
Exons: 48
Coding region: 459-7907 (2482 amino acids)
Biological process (GO): negative regulation of transcription by RNA polymerase II
Cellular component (GO): chromatin
Molecular function (GO): transcription corepressor activity
Source: RefSeq, a predicted model, not a curated record
UAUACUUGGCAAGGGCCAUUGGGAUGAAAUGAGUGGGCGAACACUGCAAAAAAAGGAAAAGACCAAGAGAGCGCGAGAACGUACGACCUAUCGAGAGGUCUGUCAGGGAGAGGCGGUUCAGCAUUUCACUCGGAGCUGGAGCGACAGUCACAAGUACCUAGCAAGAUCUGCGCUGAGCAGAUGAGAGCGAAAACAUCGUCUUUGUUUUUAUGUGGAUUAUUAUUCAAUUUCUCGUCCGACGAAAACUAGCAAACUAGAAGAAUUCUGCUUGCUGUAUAAUACCUUAUUUUAAAAAAGAGGUCGCUGACCGACUCCUCCAACCCCUAACCCCUCACCCCCCCACUGCACGGCCCGACAUGCACGGCGUCUCUGUUCCAGCCACGGCCACUUCCUGUGCCUAGAGGAAGUCGCUCGCCAGUGCCCGCGCGCCCCCUCCCCCCCCCUCCCCCCCGGCGGCCAUGUCGUCUCACGGGCAGCCUCUGCCCCAGGGCCGCAGCCGAGGCAUCGACCCGCGCCACCUGCCCAGCCCGGCCCCUCUGCCCCUGCAGCUGCAGCGCUCGCACGCGGAUGUGGGACUGGUGGACUACCAUCACUCACGGGACUACCCAGCACACCUGGCCCUGUCCCAGCCACACCGCCGCCGACCCUCCCUGCUGUCCGAGUUCCAGCCUGGUAACGAAAGGGGUCAAGAGGUGCACAUUCGCUAUGACCACAUUUACAUGCCCGAGCCCAACAGCCAGUCGGAGAUGGAGUUCUCUGAGAUCAAGCGGCCUCGUCUGGAGAUGGGGGCGGAGGCUCUGAUGCGCCACCCUUCCCACCGCCAACCGCUGCCAAUGGGCGGGGCGGAGGACGUGUCCAAGGAGCGGAGCAGCUCCAUGGGGAAGCUGGAGCCCAUCUCCCCGGUGAGCCCGGCCCAGAUGGAGCCGGACCUGGACCUGGUGCCGGCGCGCUACUCCAAGGAGGAGCUCAUCCAGAACAUGGACCGCGUGGACCGGGAGAUCACCAUGGUGGAGCAGCAGAUCUGCAAGCUGCGCAAGAAACAGCAACAGCUGGAGGAGGAGGCGGCCAAGCCUCAGGAGCCCGAGCGCUCCAUCUCACCCCCGCCCAGCGAAGCCAAGCACCGCAGCCUGGUCCAGAUCAUCUACGACGAGAACAGGAAAAAAGCUGAGGAAGCACAUCGGAUUUUGGAGGGACUUGGACCCAGGGUGGAACUGCCUCUCUACAACCAGCCCUCUGAUACCAAGCAGUACCAUGAGAACAUCAAAAUAAAUCAGGCGAUGAGGAAGAAGCUCAUUCUGUAUUUCAAGAGAAGAAAUCAUGCUCGCAAGCAGUGGGAGCAGAAGUUCUGCCAGCGAUACGACCAGCUGAUGGAGGCUUGGGAGAAGAAGGUGGAGCGCAUCGAGAACAACCCGCGGCGGCGCGCCAAGGAGAGCAAGGUCCGCGAGUACUACGAGAAACAGUUCCCCGAGAUCCGCAAGCAGAGGGAGAUGCAGGAACGCAUGCAAAGUCGUGUUGGGCAGCGUGGGGGAGGGCUGGCCUCAGCGGCACGAAGUGAACAUGAGGUCUCCGAGAUCAUCGACGGGAUCUCUGAGCAGGAGAACUCGGAGAAGCAGAUGCGUCAGCUGGCGGUCAUUCCACCCAUGCUGUUCGAUGCGGAGCAGCAGCGCAUCAAGUUCAUCAACAUGAACGGCCUGAUGGACGACCCCAUGAAGGUCUACAAAGACCGGCAGGUCAUGAACAUGUGGAGCGAACAGGAGAAGGACACCUUCCGCGAGAAGUUCAUUCAGCAUCCAAAGAACUUUGGUCUGAUUGCCUCUUUCCUGGAAAGAAAGACUGUGGCAGAGUGUGUGCUCUUCUACUACCUGACCAAGAAGAACGAGAACUAUAAAAACAUUGUCCGCAGGAACUACCGCCGGCGUGGUCGAAGCCAGCACACUCAGCAACAGCAGCAGCAAGUGAACCGGAAUAACCAGGAAGAAAAAGAGGAGAAGGAGAAGGAAAAGGAUGGAGAGCGAGAGGAGGAGAAGAACGAGGGAGAGGACAAGGAGGAUGGCAUGAAGGACGACACGUCUGGGGAGGACGGGGAGGAUAAGGAGCCGGUGGCGGUGAAGGGCCGACGCACGGCCAACAGCCGCGGCCACCGCAAGGGACGCAUCACGCGCUCCAUGGCCAACGAGCAGGAGGAGACCAGCACUCCUCCACUCAGCAGUGACCUAGCCAAUCUGGAGAUGAAUGAAAGCUCACGCUGGACUGAAGAGGAAAUGGACACUGCCAAAAAAGGUCUGCUGCAGUAUGGACGCAACUGGUCGGCCAUUGCCAAGAUGGUUGGCUCCAAGACGGUGUCGCAAUGUAAGAACUUUUACUUCAACUACAAGAAGAGGCAGAAACUGGACGAGAUUCUGCAGCAGCAUAAAAUGAGAUCGGAGCGUGAGCGUAAGGCGCGGCGUAAGGGCAAGGCCCUGCAGAGCGAGGAGGCCAGCGCCCCUUCGGCAGCUGAAGAUGAGGAGGGAUCGGGAGCCAGCGGCAACGAGGAAGAGGCCGCCGAGGAUGGAGAUGGCGUAGCCAACAACAGCUCGGACACGGAGUCUCUCCCGUCGCCGCGCUCCUCCGAAGACAGCAAGCAGCCCAAGGAGGAGGCCGCCUCGUGCUCCGCCGCCUCCUCCACCACCUCCUCCUCCUCCUCCCGCGCCAAAGCGGCCGGAGGCGGUGGCGGCAAGGACGACAAGGACGCCGUCGCCAUGGACACGGGCGGCGGCGGCGGCGAGGACGGGAAGCUGCCGCCGGUCUCCCACGGCGACGUGAAGCAGGAAGUCAAGACGGAGGGCGAGGGCGCCGGGCCGAGCGGAGGGUCGUCGGGGGCGGUGGGGGGUGCGGCGGGCGAGGGGGCGGCCGGAGACAGCAAGCCGCCGCAGCUCGAGCCGCAGCCGCAAGAGCUCAAGGGCCACGGCAAGGCCAAGCGCGAGCGCGAGCCCAAGGCCAGCGGCUGCCAUGGCGACAGCGACUCCAGCGCCACCUGCAGCGCCGACGAGGUGGAGGAGACGGAAAGCAGCGACAAGAACAGAAUGACUUCUCCGAGACCAAGCCUUCUGAAUUACGGCGUGAUCUCCUCUCCACUGCAGAAGCCCAUGGACCUGAAACAGCUCAAACAGCGAGCAGCGGCCAUUCCCAACAUUAUGUCCGAUAUGAGCAUCGGCGGUAUUGGCCGCGGGGCCUCGAUGCUCAAGCAGGCGACGGUGCCUCCUCACGCGCUGGCCCUCUACCAGCAGCAGAUCACCAUGGCGCACGAGUCCUCCCAGGAGGCCAACCAGCACGCUGCCGCAGUCGCCGCGGCAACAGCGGCCGCCGCCGCCGCAGCCGCCGGACAGCCAAUGAAACAGCCCCACUUCCAGCAAAUGGGAGGAGACCGCAGCGGCAGUCCCCGCCUCCGAGGUCGCAGCCCCACGCCGUCUGAGCGGGACAAGGAUGAAAUGGAGGGGAACGAGAGAUGGCUGCAGACUCUACUUCAUGGACUACAUAAGUCGCGGGCGUUCUCGCCCCAUGCGGAAGGGAAGCGUGCCCCGGGUCCGGAGGAGCUGAGGGGGGCAGCUGCGGCGCUGGGCCGGCCGCUGAUGUCGCCCUACCAGCUGUCCCCCCGAGACAUGGCCAAGCUCAGCCACGAGCAGCAGCAGCAGCUCCUGCACUUCAACCCCUCGUUGCAAGGGCUGCAGGACGGUGGGCGUAUGGCUGCGGUCCGACCUCUACACAUUCCAGAACCCCCUCCUCUCAUCUCCUCCAACAAGUCAGGUGGCUCCAUCACUCAGGGGACCCCAGUGCAGCUGCACAGCCCAGCCCAUGGCUCUGAACACGGGAAGAUCCCGCCCUCGUCCCACGGCCUGUCCUGGAUGGAGCCCAGGAAACUAGGUGGGCCUGGCUUCCCUGUGGUGAAGCAGGAGCAGCUGUCUCCUCGUGGUCCCUCCUCUCAAGCUGAGAACCUCUCUCAGGGCGGGGGACAGGACAGGGGCUCCAUGGCUGCCAUCCAGGGCGGCAGCAUCACCAAGGGCCUCCCUGGCACCAGGGUCCACCAGGAGCCCCCCCACUCCUACCGGGGAGGGUCCAUCACACAGGGCACUCCGGCUGAGGUGCUGUACAAGGGCACCAUCACGCGCCUCAUCACGGAGGACAGCCCUAACCGGGGGGAGCGCAGCCGCGACGAGCCCCCGCCCAAAGGCCACGUGCUCUACGAGGGCGUCAGCGGCCACAUCCUCACCUACGACCGCCCCCAGAACCCUAAAGAGGAGCCGAGGGGCGAUCUGAUGAGCCUGAAGCGGCCCUAUGACCUCAUCGAGGGCGGCAUCUCCCGAGGACUGCCCAUGCGGGACUCCCUGUCGGCCGCCAACUGUGAGGGUCUGAUAGUGAGGGCGAUGCCCCAGGAGCGAGACAGCCCUCACCACAACAGAGGCUCUAUCUCUCAGGGUAUUCCGCGGCACAUGGAGCAGGAUGAGUACCGGCAGGCCAAGCUGAAGCGGGAGAACUCGCCGCCUCCCCGCGGCUCCGGCAUGCCCCAGGACGUGAUGAAGGGCCGCGGGCACGACGGCCUGGUGCCCACCGUGAAGGAGGGCGGCCGCUCCAUCCACCUCAUCCCCCGCGAGGAGCUCCGCGGCUCCGGCGCCAAGGAGGGCUCCAUCACACAGGGCACCCCUCUGAAGCAGGAGCCCAUGACUCCUGCCAAGCGGCACGACGUGCGCUCCAUCAUCGGCGGCGGCGGCAGCGGCAGCAACGCCCCGCGGGGCUCCUACCCCGGCAUGCCCCCCCACCUGGACCUGCGGGCCGCGGCGGCGGCGGCAGCCGCCGGCGGAGGAGGUGGCGGGGAGCGGGGUCGCUACGAGGAGCCCCCCAAGGGCCGGCCCAGCGCGGUGGUGAGCACCGCCAGCUCAAUGGCGCGGGCGUCGCCCAUCGAUCAGGGCUCCAAGGCCCACCACAGCCCACUGGGCUACCAGCAGCCCUCCCACCGCGGAUCCCCGCACGCCCCCAGGGACUCUGGUCAGCGCCAACACGAAGGCUCCGGCAGUAAGCCCCAGUCCCAGGAGCGCAAGGCCACGCCGACCCCGCGCGAGAUGAGCGCCUCCACCAAGUCGCCCCUGCAGGGCGUGGCCGAGCACCAGGCCGCCGCCUCCCUGGCCUCGUACGAGCGCCUGCUGCAGGGCCUGGGCCAGGACGUCUACCGCGGCCAGAUCCCCCUGGCCUUCGACCCGGCCAGCCUGCCCCGCGGCAUCCCCCUCGAUCCCGCUGCUGCUGCCUACUACCUGCCCCGCCACCUGAGCCCGGGGCCAGGCUACGCGCACCCCUACCCGCCCUUCCUGAUCCGGGGCUACCCGGAGACGGCGGCCCUGGAGAACCGCCACACGCUCUUCACCGACUACAUCACCUCGCAGCAGAUGCACCAGUGGCCCGCCGCCGCCGCCACCAUGGCCGCCCAGAGGCCCGACCUGCUGCGCACGCUCUCCCCCCGAGACACGCCGCUCCAGAUGCCCUACUCGCCCGCGCCACGGGGUGUGAUGGAUCUUUCUCAGGUGCCCCACUUACCUGUGCUGGUCCCUCCCUCCGCAGGGGCGUCGGCCUCCCCCAUGGACCGGAUCACCUACAUCCCACAAGCCCCCGGCAGUUUCCCCAACAGGCCCUACACCACUUCACCCAUCUCACCUGAUCUCCCUUUCUCGAGGUCACUGAAUUUCGUACUGAACUUGGGCCAGUCACACAUGGGCAAGAUGCCAGGAACGCCGUCCUCGUCCGAGCGCGAGCGCGAGAGGGACCGCGAGCGGGAACGGGAACGCGAGCGGGACCGAGAGCGCGAGCGCGACCGGGAGAGAGAGAGGGACCGCGAGAGAGACCGAGAGCGCGAGCGAGACCGCGAGAGGGAGAGGGAGCGCGAACGAGAGCGCGACCGGGACCGGGAGAGAGAGAGGGACAGGGACCGAGAGAAGUCGUCCAUGGGACACGGAAAUGUGGAACACGCGCCCAUCUGGAGGCCAGGCCACGAGCAGAGCCCCGUGAGCAGCAGCAGCAGCAGGCCUCCGUCCCACCCCUACAGCCACCAGCACUCCCCCGUGUCCCCCCGCACGCAGGACGGGGGCCAGCAGCGGCCCAGCGUCCUGCACAAGAGCCUGCCCGGGUCCGAGCACUCCAGCCCCUCUGUCGUGAGGUCUAUGCCACAGGCCUCCUCUCGUUACAUUGGCUACGGCAGCCACCUCCAGCGUUCGGGACUCCCUGGCGAGGGCUACCCAGCGGGCAUGGAUCCCAGCGGGGGCAAAGACAUGAGCCGCGACGGGGUCAGCAAAAGUCACCGAGGCGGCGGCGGCGUCCUGCCCCGAAAUCCCCAGGACCCUUCGUCCUCGUCCUCCUCGGGCAAGUCCGACCCCAAGCUGGCCAGUCCCGGCCCAGGGGGAGGAGGGUACCCCUCGCCGUACGCCCCGGCCGCUAUGAUGGGCCACCCGCAGGGCCGCGGCGGGCACCUCCUCCUGGAGGGCGGAGGAUCGGCCGGGGGCCGCGGUGGCGACGGCUCCAACGCACCAAGUAGGGAAAAGACUCAAAGCAAAGCGAUGUCCGUGCAGGAGGAAGAGCUCCGGGCACUCGGUAAGACCACCAUGACAGCGGCCAACUUCAUAAACGCAAUUAUCAUGCGUCAAAUUUCUUGUGACACGGGGAUGCCGGAGGCGGGGCCGCUCGGGGCCAACGGCACCUGUGAGGCAGCCCAGCAGAAGGCGGCCAUGGAGCAGCACGUCCUCUACCGGCCGCCCUCCGAGGAGCGCCUCUCCCCCGGCCAGCAGCCCCAGUCCCCCCACGUCAAAGGCAGCCAGAGGGUGGUCACCCUGGCCCAGCACAUCAGCGAGGUCAUCACUAAGGACUACACUCGACAGCAGAGUCAGAUGGGCAGCCAGCCUUCUCUGUUUGGGUACCACAGCUCCCCGGGCCUGGACCUCACCCGGCCCCCCAGCGCCCCACAGAGCCAGGGCAGCAUGCAGGACGGCCCAGGGGACCGGCUGAGAGACCGAUCUCCUCCUCAGAGUAAGCAGUCUCCAGUGAGCCUGUCAGCCGAUGGCAUAGAGCCUGUGUCACCACCAGGGGGCGUGUCUGAGGCCGAGUCCCAGGGGACCUCCUACCCAGAUGACCAGGGGGAGCAAGUGAUGGGCUCUCGUUCUCCAGCCAGCGGCUCUCAGCCCCCAGCCUUCUUCAGCAAGCUGACGGAGAGCAACUCCACCAUCGUCAAGGUGAAGAAGCAGGAGAUGAUCAAGAAGAUCGGCAACGAGAGCGACUUCAAUCCUGCUCAGCCCGGAACAGAGAUCUUCAACAUGCCGGCCUCCACCACCAAUGCUGGUCCUGUGAAUGUGCGCAGUCACCCUGCUCCAGAGACGGGAGGGAACACCAUCGGUCUGGAGGCCAUCAUCCGCAAGGCCCUGAUGGGCAAGUAUGACGAGCAGGGGGAGGAUCGGCCGCCCAGCUCCAUGGGCUCCGCCCCCACGGCCUCGUCCGGCGCCGAGGGUCACCCGGAGGACUCCUACUCAGGAGCGGGCAAGCUCAAGUCCAGUGGCGGCAGCCGCUCUAACGGGCGCAAGGCCAAGUCUCCGGGUCCAGGUCUGUCCGGCGGAGAGAGGCCGUCCUCCGUGUCCUCCGUCCACUCAGAGGGAGACUGCAACCGCCGGACACCCCUCACCAACCGCGUGUGGGAGGACCGGCCCUCCUCCACAGGUCCCACUCCAUUUCCCUACAACCCCCUCACCAUGACGAUGCGUUUGCCCAUGGGCCCCGGCCCCGCCCCCUCCCCCACUCAGACCAAUCAGAGCGGCCAAGGGUCCGGCCAAGGCCGUGCCUGGGAGGAGGAGCCCAAACCCCUGCUGUGCUCUCAGUACGAGACGCUGUCCGACAGCGAGUGAGGGACACACACACACUCAUGCACACACACACACACACACACACGCCUCCAUGGAUGACGAGAACAAUAUUCUAGACUCUUGAGAAAUUCAUUGCAUCUGUCCUCAUUUUAGACACACACACACACACACACACACACACACACACACGUACGGACUCUGCUGCUCCCGCUGCCGCCGCUGCAUUACUCUCACUGACCAAAACACUCAGAUCAAGCUCAGACUCCUAACGCACAGGAAGAACCGGGCCCAAGAUGGAACCACACACACUCACAGACAAACACACACACACACACACACACGGACACACACAGUUGGCCCACCCGACCCCUAAUCUCCAUUAUAUAUACCUCACACUCCCUGCUAUGGCCCCCACUUAUGCAAAAGCAGUGAGUGGUUACGUGUGUGUACUUGUGUUUUAUGUUUUUAUUUUUAUGUUCCACUGCUGCGUAGGUGUGAGUGUGUCUGUCUGUGUGGGUGUGUGUGCGUGCGCGCGUGUGUGAAUAUGUAUAAAGAUGUCUGUUUAGUGGACUUUUUUUUCCUUUUUCUGCACAACCACAUUAACCGUGUGCAUUCUACCCAGGACUAGUCUUUACAAGAAUCACUUUUUCAGAAUUCCUUUAGAAAUGUUCGUGUCUCUUUCGUGUGUGUCUGGUUUCUUUCUCUGGCCUUAUUAAUGCAGACACUCAGAAUCACACACACACACACACACACACACACACACACACACUCUCAGCGUCUCCUGGCAUUACCAUGCCCAGCACAGGGCUCUGUGCUCUCUUGGCUCUCCAAAUCCAAAGCCAACAGCAUACAUGCAUGCAUACGUAGAUACAUACAUACCAACAUACAUACAAACAUAUAGAGGCACCUUGUAACUCCUCACAUACGACUGAAGGACUCAAGGCUCAGUAUUGGAAUCAAGAGACUCACUAACUAGCUUAACAGACUCAACCUCUCGCAAGUCGGUAUGGCCCUCGUACAGUCUCCAUGAAAGAUGGCCGAUAGGAACCCCCCAUCCCCCUCCCUGAUUUAUUCACUCUCUAGAUCCAAAAUGGCCAAAUGGACCCGCUCAGUUUCCAGAGCCAAUAGCUCCCAGACGCAUCCAGAUUCCCCAGCUCCUCAUACACUAGUGAACUGGAAACCGUGUGUGAGGCUCUGACAAGGUGAACUCCCUGGAGAGCUCUGCUGCCACCAGAAUGCAUCCAAAACCAGAGACUCAUCUGAGCAUUUUCACUCACUGUUUCUUUUUGUUCCUCUUCUUCUAAUUCUUCUUCUUCUUUCCCCCCCUUUUUUUUGUGGACAGUCCUGUGUUAAGUGAGCUGCAGUUCAUUUUCUUUUUUUGACGGUGAUUUUUAUUCUGUUAUUACAUUUCUGCUCAUUUACUUUUUUGGGAUUGUGUCAAAUAAUAUAUACUGUAUGAUGUCUGUUCAUGCAUUUUGUUUUUGCAAUGAUGUGUUCAAGUGGGAGGGUCAUAUCAUUUUGGUUUACAGGGUACACAUUAUGUCCACGUCACAUGUCCGUGUCACAUGUUCACAUGUUUUUUUUUUCUCCUGUCUUUCCAUUGUCAUUUUUUUUUCCUUCUGAUUAUUAUUAUUUUUUUUUUUUCGUCCCCAUUGCAACAUUGCAAGUGCACCUUGCCGACUCCAAACUUGGAAUCCCUGUCCACACAAGGCGUGUUUGCCGUCACAAUACCCGAUUACGGACUGACUCGCUUUCACGGGGGCUGUAUCUUGUUUUAUGACUUUGUUGAUUUUCUCUCUCUCUCUGUCUCUCUCAUGCUUAUUUUGAUGACAUUUAUUGACUUAUUUUUGUAUUGUGUCUGCGUCGAGCACUUAGCGUCUGGCCUAGCUCUCUGGGCCCACUCAGUCCAGAGAGGGACCUCACACAGCAAUGACACUUUACUGUGGAGGAAGAGCAAAAAACAGAGUUUCUGUUUGAGUACAUCAAACCCCCCCCACCCCCAAACGCCACCCUGCCUGCUGAUAGACCGACGUGGAUACGUUGUUGUUGUUAUUGUUGUUGUUGAUGAUGAUGAUGCCGUCGAUUGUUUAGAUGUUCCGUGGAUAAACGACAAUCACGGUGAGGAGAGAGGGAUGAGGCGAGCAGAGCUGAAGCCCUCUCGCGAGUUCUCCCGGCCCUCACUCGGGGAGAGUAUGCACGUCGGAUGAUGGAUGUUCGAACGCGAGACCUCACAGACAGAAAAAAAAAAAAAGAAAACACGACAACAGAGGUGUGAUGAGUGCUGCCUGAAGGCUUGAGCGACCUCUGAACUUUGACCUCCCCACCCGACCCCGUCCCAAACCCCACACUAUGCCCUGUACAGCCCUACUCCUCCAUGCCAAGUGACAUCUCCGCUAGUUACACAUACGCACGAUUUAAGGUUUGAACUACGUGGAGACUAUUUGUCAUGUCCUUUGUGUUCAGUGUAUGCCUACCCGUACCUUCAAGGUACCUUUCGUUUCUGGUUGUCCACUGCUCUGCGCUCAGUUUCCUUUCAGAGUUUAAGACGGCAAGGAUCUUAGUUAAAGCCUUGCAGCGAAAACAAUGGAAGGUGACAGAAUACAUAAAAGGUGCUGAUCUCCCCUUUUUUUUAGCUGUUUAUAUCCUCCCUGUUGGCAGUGAUUUUAGUACUUUAGGAUCAACAUGGCAUGACAUAUUUUUUAAGAUCAGCCAUAGACACAUUCACUAGCCUGUGUCUCAUGAUGGUGAUUUAAUCUCAGAGUUAUUCUGAAAGUAGACUCAUCGUAUUUCCUUCAGCCUGAGUUUUCCACCAUUGUCCUCUUGGGAGAACAAGACCUCAGGGAAGGUUCAACUUUGCGUACCCAUUUUAUAGUCCCUGAACAGAGGGACACGUUUUUAAACCAUUUUCAAAAAUGUUUUUGCACUCAGAUUUUUCUAUUCGUUCUGUCUGGUGGUAAUAAUCGAUGGUUAAUGAACAUGAUCAAAAUGUACUUUUUGAGAAAACAUUUAAAGUGCCGUAGCUCUUCGAUUAAAAUCAGAGUGCUUGGCCAUUUCACCCUAAAAUCAAAAGGAAGUGCUAGAGUGAGCUUGAGAGCACCUUUUAUACACACACACAGACACACACACACACACACACACACAUACACAGACAGUCCUACAUACUGGCACAGUCACAGCUGCAUCGUUCCCACACCUGUACAGGCCAGUGUAUUCCCAAAAGGCUUUUUUACUUGCUCUCCGCUCUCCUGAAAAGUGUGUGCGGAGAGUGCAAAGCCACACUCGUAGUUCCACAUAUCGAGACGUUUUCCUCCUUCCUCCGGUAACCAUGACUUAUUUCAUUGCUCUGGUCCAAUAUAGCCUGUGGGUUUUUGGAUGAUUAACAGAUGCUAAUCGCCACCAAGGACUGCUGAUCCAGGUGAAUGGCUAAGGCCUGCGCCUCGGGCUUCUGUCACACCAAGGGCAGGUUUGGGAGCGGGGAGGGGGGACACGAGUUGGCCACGGUUCAGAGCAUCUAUUUUCUACUACCACCUUUGCGCAUGUGUGUUUCAUUCAUCCGUUUUGCAUAUUUUUGUUUGUUGCUUUAUUGUUUUCAUUUUUUUUUUUUUUUUAAUGACAACCCAGUGUAAAAUAGACAGGAUUUGUACAUAGACAUUAAGAGAUGUACAUAUUUAUGUGGCUUGCUGCAAGGUUGGUAUUCACAGACAAAAAAAAGAAAGAAAAAAAAAAUACUGUUCUCACUGUUUUUUUUCCUCCAGUUUAAACAUGGCCCACCAGCAAGCUUUUGUGGAUAGCAGUGUAAAAAAACUCUUAAAACAAAUUAAAAGUGAAAAAAUAAAUAAAACACUGCCUUAAUGUUGAAAUAAAAAGCUUAUUGCCAUUCACAUGA